This is a messenger RNA of Candidula unifasciata, 2175 nucleotides long. The record is from the annotation of a GenBank genome assembly. NCBI's taxonomy places the organism in Eukaryota, Metazoa, Mollusca, Gastropoda, Stylommatophora, Geomitridae.
AUGGAAGGCCCCAGCUUUUACUGCGCCUAUCUGGGUUUCAGCGCUCUCCAAAAGCCACCAACAAACCUGAGCGUUCUGCAGAACACGGUGAAGGAUUUGUACUUCACCUACCGUAAGACCCCAGCAAGUGGCCACAGCGCCAACCUUAAGCUGGUCCAGAAUGGAGUUCUGGUCGUGCUCUAUGAAAACGGAUCUGUGAAAACUGAAAUGUUUUUCGACUACUCCAGUGUGACUUUUGUGGAGGCCGCAAAAUUUGCUCCAGUUAAGACUUCUAGUGAAAGGAAGCCCAAAGCGAUGUUUGUUCCAGUGGAUGAAAGUAAAGGUUCGAUGAGUGACAAACAUGCGUUUCCGGUGGAGAAGGCCUUCCACUUCUUGAUUUCUUCCACUCACCCUCCACUUGUUAUUUGUGUUGUAAGAAGACCAACUGGAGUAAAGGCUUUAGAUUGUCAUGUCUUUGCGUUGGAUACUAUUGAGAAUUCUUUGCACAUUUCGGCUUUGAUUGCUUCUGCACAGAUGCCGGCUGGACAUUACAAUAAGGUUGAAAGUAUCGGGGAUCCCCCUAAAGCUAAGGGUGGGUUUGAUCGUGGGGUCCGAGGUGACGUCAUUAGGUCUGACUACGGAGAUUAUUCGGUGUAUCGGGGGCCUAACGGUUAUGAGAUGCCCCCGUCUCAGCAGUUCAGCGGGGGAGCAGUCAGCGAGCAUCAGCCAGGACAAUGGUAUGGUGGGGGCCCUGUUCACAGUCUUGGAGGCCCUAUUCACAGUCCUGGAGGACCUAUUCACAGUCCUGGAGGACCUAUUCACAGUCCUGGAGGACUUAUUCACAGUCCUGGCGGACAUAUUCACAGUCCUGGAGGACCUGUUCAAAGUCCUGGUCGUAACGAUCACCAGAGACCUCAGUCUGGUGGAACUUCAGGUCCUAUGAUACUUACACAAGACAUCUUCAGAGACCAGCCUUCACCAUCUCAGCCUUAUGGUGGAGUUCCGGGACCCAAAGAAUACGGGAUGUAUGAACAGCCUAACUACGGAGGUGCUCCUGGGGGCGGGUACUAUCGUCAACCUGACGUCAUCAUGCAUACACGGCAGAUGUCGGGAGAUGGCAGCGGGCAGCCUUCUCAGGAUCAAAGCUACAGUGGGCAGGACCCAGCCUCUAUGGAUGUUCGAAUGAGAUAUGAGGAGGUCAGCAUGAGAAAUAACGUCAACAGUCGUUUGUCUGGGGGAGGAGUCCACGAAGCCCGCCUGUCUGGAGGACAAGCUUCAGCAGGAAAUCGCCUUUCUGCAGGUCAGGGAUACCCGAGCGGAAAAAUUUCACCUCGCCCUCACGAGCUGCCUGGUUAUAACGCUGAGCCGCCCUACACGCAGUGGCAAUCCGGCCCUAUGCCAUCUCCGGCGUCACCUAUGUCCAACAUGAGCUCUCCGCGCUCGCCCCACACUUACAUCCCGGGUAGUCCCCAAGGAUUUGGAGCUCCGAUACACUCAGCAUCAAACCUAGAAAGCAGAAGCGCCAAUCCUCAACCCGACACAGAGGAACACAUCAGUGGGCGACCGGUCGCCAAAGUCCCGCCUCACAUGAUUGGUGUCAAAGUCUUGCCAACAGACUUCCGAAUGGUCAAACUGAAGCCAAAAGCAGACAAACGCCCAGAAUCUUCUGACAUUGAUCCUUACGACAACGCCAAAGAAUCUCCUGGAAUGUACAAGGAGCUUUACGAGCCACCACCCGGAAAAGCCAAGCACUUUCCCGACGGUAACGCUUUUCAGGAUUUUGACGCCGUCAAAGGACGACACGACGAAUACAGCAGGGAUUACGGAUCACAUUGGAAUGAUACUGUCAAAGAUAACGUUAGCGGGGAUAUCAAUAAAAGAUACGAUAAUUCCUCAAACGUCAGCCGCCAUGAGAGCACAGGGGAUUACUCGUCUAGAUACGAAGACAACAACAACAAGAACAGACACAGCGGUCCGUCUUAUGGCGGGGACAGAACCUGGGAGCAGAGACCCCAAGCUAAUUACGAACCCAGAAGUAAUUCCCCGAGAAACAGCGACCCUAACGCUCGAACCAAAGACCUGGAAAUUGCUAAUAUGUUUUCUAAUGUCAGGUUGCAAGGCGGGAGUAACCAACCCAUGUACCGACAACCCAGGGACAGAAAUGAGAUCGAAGAAGGACUUGGUUAUCUCCCUUAA